This is a messenger RNA of Oncorhynchus mykiss (rainbow trout), 4374 nucleotides long. It is a transcript of the gene tnk1, whose product is annotated as tyrosine kinase, non-receptor, 1. Gene Ontology annotation, biological process: protein phosphorylation. Gene Ontology annotation, molecular function: ATP binding; protein tyrosine kinase activity; protein binding. Lineage: Eukaryota; Metazoa; Chordata; Actinopteri; Salmoniformes; Salmonidae. The record is from RefSeq and is a predicted model, not a curated record.
ACGUUGAAAAGGGGUGGUGUGAAACUAUGAGGAAGAGGCAGAGAGAGCACUGUGGACAGGUAGAGCGAAACACACCAGUUUAAGUGAGGAUUCUCAGAUAUUUUGCGAUGAAAUAAAACAACCGACAACACUAAGAAAAUAAAAAUAAUGAUAAUUUGUUGACGAAAUGAAGAAAAACAGUAUGGCAUGUGAUGUGGAUUAUCUCUAGGUCUACCGAUCCUAUUUGGAAUCAGUUAUUUUGUUGUUGUCGCGCAUAACCGAAAGCUGGGUUCAUAAAUAAGCAAGAUCGUGGCACCAGUAGACUUUCGGUCAUUUUGUUGACGUGCUGUGGUGCCCUGUAGGGUCAUGCUGAUGGACCAGGACACUCAGUGGCUGUACCACCUCCUGGCCGAGGUCCAGUUGGAGAGGUUCUACCUGCGCGUCCGGGACGGCCUCAACAUCACCCGCAUAGAACACUUCAACUAUGUCAAGGAGUCUGACCUCGAGCAGAUCGGCAUCAGCAAACCAGGACAGAGAAGAUUAUGGGAUGCUGUGAAACGGUACAAGAUCACCAUGAGACCAAAGUCAUGGAUCACCAAGGUCUUCAGUGGCCGUGGUCCGGAGGGCGGUGACCAAUGGGGCAGUAUGGGGCAGGGCCAGGAGACAGGAGGGCGGGCACUCACCUGUCUGAUUCAGGACAGUGAACUAUCUCUAGGGGAGAAGCUGGGCAUGGGCUCCUUCGGUGUGGUGAAGAGGGGAGAGUGGCAGACCCCCACUGGGAGAGUGCUGCCAGUUGCGGUGAAGACUCUAAGGAGCAGCCUGUCCAGACAGACGGACACGCUGACAGACUUCCUCCAGGAGGUGACCACCAUGCAGUCUCUAGACCACCCCAACAUCAUCCGCCUCUACGGAGUGGUGCUCACACAGCCCCUGAAGAUGGUGACAGAGGUGGCAUGUCUGGGAUCCCUGUAUGACACGCUGCGCUCUCGUCAGUACGAGUACCCCCUGGCACGCCUCUGGCUCUUCGCCACCCAGAUAGCAGCAGGCAUGGAGUACCUGGAGGGUCGCAGGUUCAUUCACAGGGAUCUGGCUGCCCGGAACGUUCUCCUGGCAUCCAGGGAGAUGGUGAAGAUCGGGGACUUUGGGCUGAUGAGGGUCCUGAGUCAGGAGAAGGACCACUACAUGAUGACAGCCCACAGACGCAUCCCCUUUGCCUGGUGUGCCCCAGAGAGUCUGCGUUUGGGCUCCUUCACCCAUUCCUCUGAUGUGUGGAUGUUUGGGGUCCUCCUCUGGGAGAUGUUCACCUAUUGUGACGAGCCUUGGCUGGGGUUAUCUGGCAGACAGAUCCUGUGGAGGGUGGAGAGGGAGGGAGAACGUAUGGAGAGACCCCCUGACUGUCCUCAGGAACUCUACUCUGUGAUGAGAAAGUGUUGGGCCUGUACCCCAUCCGACCGACCCACCUUCUCCCAGCUCACCACUCUGGUGGCAGAGGCUCAGCCUAUAGAGGUGCGUGCUGUGAGGGACUUUGCGGAAUCUAGGAAACUCACUCUGCUAUCCAACGACCUAGUGACCGUCAUAGACCAUGGUCUGGAGCUGUGUGAGUGGAAGGGUCAGAACCAGAGGACCCUGACGGUGGGCUGGUUCCCACCGAGCCUGGCUGCCCCCAGCAGCACUCCUGCUCCUCCCGCUGCCCCUGGUCCUCCCGCUGCCCCUGGUCCUCCUGCCUCCAGCCUCAUCUCUCCCCCUCUGAAGGGCAGUCUGCAGCACACAGGGCAUGGAGACACCCACCCUGACCGUAGCUGGGGCACCCCGGAGCGCCUCGAUGAGAGCGUAAACUGGAGGAGCGGCCCAGCAAACAGAGAUCGCGAGGAAGAGGGCUCCAACUUACAGAAAAUGUCAGGUAUGACCAGGAGUCUGGAGUCUGUCCUGAGCGAUCCCCAGAGCUGGACUCAGACGGUAGUAGGGGUCAGGGUGGACCCCCGUCGUGGACCCGUCCCUGCCAUGGGGGCCCAGAGCGUGGGGAUGCAGCAGGACAUCCGUAGGUUCAGCGAGGCCAGCAUCAACCCCCCGGCUCGCCCGCCCCCACCCAACCUCAAAAACUUCAAGAUCCCCCAGGUGGUGAGCCGAGAUCAAAGGCCUACUGCAAAUCCAGCCCCAGGCACCUCAUGGCCUCCACAGCCUCCAACACAUCCACAGCAGCAGAUGCUACAUCCAGCCCAGCCUCAGCCCCAACCACCGCAGACCAUGGGAGGAAGCAAUCUGGGCAAGAUGGCCCACAUGGCACGGUCAACACCAACACUGGAUAACUAUGGGGACAAGGAGAGGGAUCAAGAAAAGGAGAGGGUGGUGAGGGAACGAGAGAGGGAGAGGUACCCGCCUCAAGUGCAACGCACCAGGGAAGCCGUCAUAGCACAGGUCAUGGAGGCGGUGCAUGGAGUAACCAAUGAGGAGGUUCGUAAUGCACUUCGCCGCAAUGAGUGGAACCCUGUUAGGGCCCAGCAACAACUCAAGAUGGAGCAGCUGUACUCUCUGAGCCUGUGUUCUCGUGACGACUGCGUCAUGAUCCUGUCCCGCUACCAGUGGAAUCUACAGCUGGCCAGUCGCUACCUGUUCAGAAUGGUACGGGAGGACAGGACUGGAGGAGGAGAGAGGAAGAGGAAGGAUGGAGAGAGAGGGACACCCCCUGUUGCCAUGGCGAGACGAGGAGGAGUAUGAGAGGUGGAGGGAUACUGGAAACAACAGACAAUAAAGCUUUACAACGUUUAAGAGGAACUGACAAGGAAUUUUAGGAAUGAAAUGGAUGGGAGGAGGAUAAAAAAGGAAUUGAAUAUAUAUGGAGUGAACCAUAAAGACGUUACAGUCCUUUAUCCUUUUUUUUACAGUUCUGUUAAACGUAUUUUUUUGUGACGAACUGCCACAUCCUCUCUGUUCUCAAAAAUAGUUGUAUCAUGAUGAAUUUGUAUAUAUUGUAUUAGCAUUGAUUAUAUUUGUUGAAUAAAUUGUUGAUACAAAAUGUGCAUGAGCUAGUGGUGUACAUGUGGCUCAUGCCCCUCAAUUUUACAAAUAAUUAGAGCUGGGAUGUCGUAGAAUCAAGAGAAUACACAGUGUGAUGUAAUUUCCUUUCGCAGGAAGUGUUUGGCAUUUCUCACUGCCUUGACUUCCUAAUUGACCUCUGGUUGUGAGCUUCCCAUUAUGCUGUCUAUAAAACUAGAGCAGAAGGAUGUUACAUGGGGCUGGAGAAUCCAGCACUACUAUGGAGGGAGAUGACCUUAUGUUAAACUGUACUUCAGCAUGCUUCCAGCAAGGGGGGGGAGUAAUGAGAACACCUCCCUUAUGUUGUGAACCUGCCUUACUCCUUUCAGGCCCCCCUGGCACUUUGCCACUAGUAUUUUGUGUUUGAGGUUUGAACCGUCAACCUGGUGACCAGGAUCUCUUUAAAAUCAAGCACGACUCUGUGUAAUUGAGAUUGACAAUCACAAUAAACGAAUUGAUCAUGCUUUGAAACCGCAAGACAAUUUCCCAUUGAGCCGAAACAUGCAGCAUUUAACCGUGAACGCAAGGAACAUAAAUAAAAUACCCUUUUUUUUUUAUACUCGGCCUAAAAUAUAGACAACUGCACAUGUAUGAACCGUUGUAUUUAAUAUUAGAACUUGGGGUGUCACGUUCACAUAGAUGAAUGCCUACACAAAGUGUUUGAACCCAAGUCUGUUUGUGAUCGGGGCAUCUGUCUCGUGUAUUCCUAGUGUCAUUUAUUUGUUCAUGGGGUGAGUAUGAAGUUGGCUCUGCCAGGGUUAGGCAACCCUGGUCCUGGAGUGCUGCAUCAGUUCAUGUUUUUGUUUUAACUGACAUGGAAGACCAGGUGUGUUGAAUUUAGGCAAUCACUGAACUGAUCAAUUAGCUCAGUGUGGUGCCUACUGUACAUGUAAUUAUGACGAUCCUGCUGUACCUGCAGCACUCCAGGAACAAGGUUUCCUACCCUGCUUUGUGUACAAUUUGGGGAACGUUUUUUGUAUUAGGUCAAACAAUUAUUCUUUGUGGUAAAUAGAGCAGUUUGGGAUCUUUCGUUCAGUGUGACCUGUAGUUUUACACUAGUGCCGAGAUUCAAUAUGUCAAGUUCUAGGCAUUGCAGCUUUUAUGGUGGAUUGUAUAGCAGCCCAUACAACAACAAAAAACAUCUCUAGCUUUAAAGGCAAUUGCUGACUGAGCCAACAUAUGCAGUGUUUACCGGUAAUAGGAUUAUCCUUUCAAAACCGCAAUGUCUAUAACCUGCGAAUGGAUUGAAUCCCAGCCUAGGUUUUGUGAGUGCCAGAGAGAGCUAGGCCACUGAGGGUGGGGUGGAGAGCAGUGUUUAUGAAGCCCUGUUAAAUAAAUGACAUGUGUUACUAAUUGGAAAAA